Molecule: messenger RNA, 675 nt
Organism: Parnassius mnemosyne (clouded apollo)
Lineage: Eukaryota; Metazoa; Arthropoda; Insecta; Lepidoptera; Papilionidae
Source: the annotation of a GenBank genome assembly
UUGAUCAAAGUAGAAAAGCUAUUUAUAGACGCGCCAAAAGUAAUUCCAUUAAAACACAAACCUGUCAAAAGGAAGCCUUUCAAACUAGACUGCUCCGUGCCCAACGCCAACCCAGAACCAGAACUGCAGUGGGUUCUGCAAUCGGUCACUGAUCCAAGCAAUUUCAAAGGGAUCCUAGAAAUAGAAUACUAUAUCACAAAAUCACCGGACGGUAACCUCUGGUUUGCCAACGUCACUGAAAAAGAUGUCCAUGCCGAUAUGAAAUACGUGUGUCAAGCCUUGACCCCGGCCGAGGAAGGACCGGUGAUACUUGCAGAGCAUUACAUAGAACAUCUUGUUGAAAAUAAAGAGGAGAACACCGGAGAACUGGUAGCGCAGUAUUUAAGUAAAGACAUGACAGUGCAGAUCGGCAAGGUUACGAUGAUUUACUGCAUCUACGGUGGAACUCCUCUUGCCUAUCCGGGCUGGAGAAAGAACGGACAGACGAUCAAGGACGAACCCGAAGACCGCGUAACGAAGUACAACGGAACUGGAGGCAAACGUCUGCUCAUCAAGGACACCUGGCUGGUUGAUGAGGGAAACUACACCUGCUUCGCUGAUAAUGAAGUGGACAAAGUCAAGGAGCACACUGUGUACUUGACUGUAAUCAGUAAGUACUUAAGGUUCCUUCCUUAG